Molecule: messenger RNA, 2093 nt
Organism: Sander lucioperca (pikeperch)
Lineage: Eukaryota; Metazoa; Chordata; Actinopteri; Perciformes; Percidae
Gene: pdx1
Product: pancreatic and duodenal homeobox 1
Exons: 2
Coding region: 1275-2060 (261 amino acids)
Biological process (GO): regulation of transcription by RNA polymerase II; type B pancreatic cell differentiation
Cellular component (GO): nucleus
Molecular function (GO): DNA-binding transcription factor activity, RNA polymerase II-specific; RNA polymerase II cis-regulatory region sequence-specific DNA binding
Source: RefSeq, a predicted model, not a curated record
UUUGCCUGGAAAGUCAGCUAAAAUGCGUUUAACGCCCCUCAUGCUUCAUAAAUCACGUUGUCCAGCUCCACUGUAGUGGAGAAUAGCUUGGGUUAACUGUUUCCUUCCUCUUUGAAACAGUGAUCAAAUAUAAACACCAUUAAGCCAUAGUGCAGGGGGUGAUUUAUAUAGAAUAGGUUUACUUGAACGUUAUUGCAUCGCUGAGUGCCCCAUUAAGAUACCGUGGAAAGUGCCAUAAUUACUUUUGAAGAACUCAGUGCAAAUAGUCUAUUGAUAGACACUAUCAAGGUAAACGCACGGUCGUCCUGUACAAUUUACAUGAAAAAUAGGUAAAUCACUCCGGUCGCGUGGCAGAGGCUCAAAUUGUUGCAUAAACGCGCAGGUGAGCUCGCGGGUGGUGGAGACACGCUCCACGCGCACACCGGUUAAUUGAGUUCUGUUGCUCACUCCAACCUUAAUUGGUUUACCACGAGAGCUGUUGUUUAAUGGGGCGAACACACACCUGCUAAAGGCUAAUGGCAAGCAAACAUGGCGAGAGUGCAGCGACCGCAGCGGCUCUGUGUUUGUUAUCACCGAGGGCCCUUCGUGUAGGGACCGUAUGCCCACGCGCGCUAAAUGGUGUUAAAUGAUGCAUUUACAGAAUUGUAAUGGGUACAUUUUAAAAGUCAGAAAGGUGUAGACAAAUGAAAAAAGGUUGUGGAAACAAAGUAUGGUGUUUGAGCUUUUCGCCCGAGUAUCCAAGACAACUGUCUCUCCAUCCAGGUCUCUUAUCUGGCAGGUCAACCAAUGUUUGCGCCCAUACAUAUCAAUUUAUCAGCCGCAGAGUGCAGACGAGAGAUAUGUCCAUAUAAAGUGUCGAUGCCACGUUGUUUGAGGACAAUCCGACGUGUCCUACAACGUGUCGUGCGCUCUAGACCAUUUGGGACCUCUUUCUGGAGGCAGGGUCUCACAGAUUCACCUGUUCACUGUCUGUUGCUGCUGUGGGGGCAAACACAGGUGGGUGCCAGCCAGGUAAACGUUGCGGUAUUUACAGAGUGCCAUUGAUUUACGCGCUGACUGCCGUUCUGUUUAAUUUACUGAAAAAUCCCACAACCUGCAGAAUAUCCUGGACACUGAGGGCUUUAGGUCUGCAAACAGUGAAACCAAUGGCUUUGGCGCUGCAGAGUCACAUGGUGGCAGAGGGACACACCUGUGUGCAGCUGUAGGGCCUCGCAGUUGCGCCAGAGACCGGUAGAGCAGAAGGUCCACGCCGAGGCAGGGCGCAGGUACGGUACAUGUGCGGGUCCGCGGACGCCAUGAAUCGGGAAGAUCAUUUUUAUCCUUCUCAGGUUUUUAAAGACUCCUGUGCCUACCAGAGAGCACACGGGGAGGACUACAGCCACAGCCCGCCGCCCUGCCUCUACAUGAGCAGACAGGUCCACUCCGUCUACACACCACCAUCCAUGGGAGCCUUGGAGCAGGCCAGCCUUCCUGACAUUGCCCCCUCUUACAGUCUACCCAUGCGGGAAGAUCCAGGUGUGCCUCAGCUCCACCAUCCUCAGGGGCUCCAGCAGCAUCCUCUCCCGCCUGCUGCAGGCUAUGGAGACACGGGGGAACAGAGCACAUAUCACCUCCCUUUCCCCUGGAUGAAAACCACAAAAUCUCACUCACACACCUGGAAGGGACAGUGGGCAGGCCCAUACGUGAUUGCGGAAUCAGAGGAAAAUAAACGCACGAGGACUGCCUAUACGCGAGCCCAGCUGCUGGAGCUGGAGAAGGAGUUCCUGUUCAACCGCUACAUCUCGAGGCCGCGCCGCGUGGAGCUGGCGCUCACCCUGAGCCUCACCGAGCGCCACAUCAAGAUCUGGUUCCAGAACCGGCGCAUGAAGUGGAAGAAGGAGGAGGACCGGAGGAGGGCGAGGGGAGCUGACCCGGACCAGGACUCCUCCAUCAGCUCUGGGGACCAAGGGGAAGCCGCGGGAGGGGUCACCUCUACAAACGGAGCUCACACCACCUCACCCCCCGUUUCCCCGCUGCACGGUCCCGCCCUCUCCGCACCUAAGGCCAGGGAGCUCGCAUAGACCCGCAGCAGGUUCUGACUGGGACUUAAACUC